Molecule: messenger RNA, 870 nt
Organism: Penicillium griseofulvum
Lineage: Eukaryota; Fungi; Ascomycota; Eurotiomycetes; Eurotiales; Aspergillaceae
Product: Alpha/beta hydrolase fold-3
Exons: 1
Coding region: 1-870 (289 amino acids)
Molecular function (GO): hydrolase activity
Source: RefSeq, a predicted model, not a curated record
AUGUCCUCCUCAGACAGCCUCCUGAAAAUCGCAAACCAAGUUCGCGCACAUGCUUUGAAAACAUUCAGCGUGACUGCCCACCCUGACGAGGUCCUCCAAAUCCCCUCACGAGAAGAAGGGCGGUUCAUUCGAAUUCACGCCUACAACACGCUCCACAGGAGUACCCCAGCCCCCGUUCUCGUCAACUUCCACGGAAGCGGCUUCGUGAACCCUUUACACGGGAGUGACGAUGAGUUUUGCAAAUUCAUCGCCAAGAAAACCGGAUUCGCGGUGUUAGACUGCGCCUAUCGGCUAGCACCGGAGAAUAAAUUCCCAGCUGCAGUCCACGACGCCGAAGAUGCGGUGCAAUGGAUUCUUUCGCAGCCAGAAAAGUUCGAUGCAUCCCAGCUAUCAACUUCUGGAUUUAGUGCUGGAGGAAUUUUGUCUCUAGUUCUUAGCUCGGUGGUCUUUCCACAUGGGACAUUCAAAAAUGUCCUCGCCGCAUAUCCUCCAACAGAUGCGGCCCAAAGUGCCGUAGAGAAGAUUGCACCUGAUAUGUCGAGGGAUCUUGCCCCUGUCGAGCUGCUGGAUACAUUUAUCCAAUGCUAUUUUUCAGCACCCGAGGAAGCGAGGAACGUGCUUGCUUCACCGGCGUUUAUACCGGCUGAAAUGUUCUCCGAUAGGACUUUUCUUGCUACUGCAGCUUGUGAUCGGCUCUGCCUUGAGGGAGAGGCGCUUGGGAAUAAGAUCAAAGGUGCGAACAAACAUGUUGAGAUGCAUCGGUACGAUGGUUGUGAACAUGCGUUCGACAAAGCGUACGAGAAAGGCUCUGUCCAGGAACGAGCGAAGGAUGACCUCUACAAAAGGAUGGCCUUGUUCCUAACGGAAUGA